Messenger RNA from Ruditapes philippinarum (Manila clam), 589 nucleotides. RefSeq names its product transcriptional regulatory protein AlgP-like. The transcript is spliced from 4 exons. The record is from RefSeq and is a predicted model, not a curated record. Lineage: Eukaryota; Metazoa; Mollusca; Bivalvia; Venerida; Veneridae. Bases 118 to 561 code for a protein of 147 amino acids.
GGAUCAGAGUACAGUUGAUAAUGCAGGUUAAAGAUAAUGGGAGAUAAUAAACUAGGCCAGGAGGAAACAGUGAAACACCUCUUUACACGACAAGUUGGGAUAACAAACUAGAAAAAGAUGAGACUCGCCAUUAUCGCCAUUAUUCUUACAAUCUGUAUUGCAUACAAUGCAUGCGGUGGAGUACCAAACACGGCGAUCACAUCUAAAAGGUCAUCCAAAACUAGCAUACCAACUAGCAAACAAACAUUAACCAGUGCGAAACCGGUAAAGUCAAGUGCAAAACCAGCGACGUCAAGGACGUCAAGUGCGAAACCAGUGUCGUCAAGUGCGAAACCAGUGACGUCAAGUGCGAAACCAGUGACGCCAAGGACGUCAAAUGCGAAACCAGUGACGCCAAGUGCGAAACCAAUAACAUCAAGCCAAGUGACAUUUAGUAAAACAAAGUCUGUCAGCACGACAAAACCGGUGACAACGACAGCCGGAAGUUCCUCAGUGGCGCCAUCUAUGUGGUUGAUUACCUUAGUAUCAGCAGCGGUUUACCAGUACAUGAAACAACAUUAGAAUAACAACUUGGCGGCAAAAAGAAAAA